This is a messenger RNA of Mesoplodon densirostris (Blainville's beaked whale), 5372 nucleotides long. It is a transcript of the gene FAABTP, whose product is annotated as transmembrane protein 19. The record is from RefSeq and is a predicted model, not a curated record. The transcript is spliced from 6 exons. Lineage: Eukaryota; Metazoa; Chordata; Mammalia; Artiodactyla; Ziphiidae. Bases 512 to 1588 code for a protein of 358 amino acids. Gene Ontology annotation, cellular component: membrane.
CGCAGGAGGCGAGCCACGGGACGCUGACAAGCGACGAGGAGCGAGCUGAGCUCAAGGGUCCUCGGCCCUGGCCGCCUGGACCCGGCCUCUAGGGCUGCGCGGGCGGCCGUCGAGAGUGACCGCACUCCGACACUCGGGGCUCGCCGCCGGAAGACGCCAAAUUUCGGCCCGCGCCUCGCCUCUCUGCAUUGCUGACCCCCAGCGUCGGCGCGUGGGUGGGCGGUGGGGGCGGAGCUCGCCCUCCUGGGCCGCUGAUUGGCUGUCUCCGCUUCCCUUUCACCUUCCUUGCUGCGAAGUUCAGGUGUGACGGGACCGCGGCCUGCGAGCCCGCCGCUGUCUGAGAGGUUGCGGUUUGCUCUCCCAGGGAGGCGUUAAUCUCGUCCAGGCUUCUGCGGCAGCGCCCCACCAGCCCAGUUUCCGGAAAUAGUUUGGGUUUAUAUUAUUUUCUCGGACGGUGGAAGAUGUUGGCAUUUAUGUUCUCUUCUACACGAAUGUUUUGCUGGCAACUUAAAUGACUAUUUUUCUCAAAAAUGCGAGAUAUUUUCUUCCCCAGGUGUUCGUACUGUUAUUUUUCAUGACAGAUCUUGACCACAAUACAUACAAAAAAUACAUAGAGAUGAUAACUAAUAUAGUUAUAUUGAGUCUGAUCAUUUGCAUUUCUUUAGCUUUCUGGAUUAUGUCUAUGACUGCAAGCACCUAUUAUGGUAACUUACAGCCUAUUUCUCCUUGGCGUUGGCUGUUUUCUGUUGUUGUUCCUGUUCUGAUCGUCUCUAAUGGCUUUAAAAAGAAAAGUCUAAAUCAUACUGGGGCUUUAGGAGGGCUCGUGGUUGGAUUUAUCCUAACUGUUGCAAAUUUCAGCUUUUUCACCUCUUUGCUGAUGUUUUUUCUUUCUUCCUCAAGACUCACUAAAUGGAAGGGAGAAACAAAGAAACGUCUAGAUUCAGAAUACAAGGAAGGUGGGCAGAGGAAUUGGAUUCAGGUAUUCUGUAAUGGAGCUGUGCCCACAGAGCUGGCCCUGCUAUACAUGAUAGAAAAUGGCCCUGGGGAAAUCCCAAUAGAUUUUUCCAAGCAGCACACUGCUUCUUGGAUGUGUUUGUCUCUCUUGGCUGCACUGGCCUGCUCUGCUGGAGACACAUGGGCUUCAGAAGUUGGCACUGUUCUGAGUAAAAGCCCACCGAGGCUGAUAACAACCUGGGAGAAAGUUCCAGUAGGGACCAAUGGAGGAGUUACGAUGGUGGGCCUUGCCUCCAGUCUCCUUGGUGGGACCUUUGUGGGCAUUGCAUACUUCCUUACGCAGUUGGUUUUCGUUAAUGAUUUAGACAUUUCUGCUCCUCAGUGGCCAAUUAUUGCAUUUGGGGGUCUGGCUGGAUUACUAGGAUCAAUUGUGGAUUCGUAUUUAGGAGCUACCAUGCAAUUUAGUGGUUUGGAUGAAAGCACUGGCAUGGUGGUCAGCAGCCCAGCAAAUGAGGUGAAGUACAUAGCAGGGAAACCUAUUCUUGAUAACAAUGCCGUGAAUCUGUUUUCUUCUGUCCUUGUCGCCCUCUUGCUCCCAACAGCAGCUGCUUGGGGUUUUUGGCCCAGACAGUGAAUUUUAUUUCAUUUACAAAAGUUAAAACUUCGGUAAAUUCAGCUAAAUUUGCAAUUCCAAGUUUCAUCCCAAGAAGAGUAAUUGUAAUGACAAAGCAGAAAUGCCAGCUUCUCCUCUAUUCCAUUGCAAUGGAACUCCACGUUUUCCUCUCUGAACUCCAUUGUAACAACUAAUAUCCUUUUGGUGAAAGACAAGGCUCAUAGAAUUUAUUCAUAUUUUUCUUCUGCUGAAUGGAACUUGAGCCAUGAAACUAUAAUGUCCCUAUAUAGUUAACUGAAAGUUCCUGCAUGGUAGAUAUAAAUUUUGUUUUGUUUGUUUAAAUCAGUAAAGGGACUAAAAGUGAUAAAAUUUUUAAAUGGCUCAGUUGUGGCAGAGAAAUGUCACCAUGCCAAUUAUCCAAAUGUUGUAUCUGUUUUAAGUAUUUAAACCGAUGUGUGUGGAAGCCUGAACAAGUGUAGCAUCCUGGACUUCUCCCAUUACUUGCCAUUUAUUAUUGUAAAAAGUGUGGAGUUUAGUUCCUGGUGAGCUGCGAAGUCUACUCCAUGUUUGUUCUUCCUUCCUCAGGGUUAGUGAUGAAAAAAAGUAAAUGUCUUUUUCAUGUGACCAUUAGAAUGCAUGAAAAAAAUUUAUUUUUAGGUAAAGGAAAAGAGAUAUAUCUUAUGUCUAAAAAAUAUGCACCUUACUAUAUGUUUUAGUUUGUCUCUGAGCAGAAAUUAUCCUGAAUUUAAUAUUUUUAAUGUAUUUUCUAGCUUUCUUUGAAAUUUGUCUAGGAAUCUGAUUUACAUUGGCAUCUUGACCAGUUAAAGAGUCACUGGAAAAUUAUUGCAAUUAUUAUUUCAUUUGCUGUCCUAGAAUUCACUGGAAAAUGCUAUGAUUUCCUAUUACGUACCUUCUAAGUUGUGCUGUCCUUUACAUAUAGCCUCAACCAAAGUGAGUUCUACUUUUCAGUUUUGUUCUUCACUUUGAUGUAUGUAGUAAAGGGGUUUAACAUAGUAUGGAUUAUUGUGCUAAAGUAUUUUGAAAUAUUUCUCAUGUGAUUUCCAUACCUUUCUUCCCCUUCCCCUUUUGCAUUCAUAGAAAAAUUGACGAGAGAUUGCAUGAAUAAGCCACUGUCAGAGUGGAGAAAGCUUUAUUUUCUUUGUUGGUGACCCUGCUACAGUGAUUAUCUAGAAAUGACUUGGUUCAGGAAGAAUUUUUUAAAAAACAGUUGACACACUUAAGCCUUAAGCCAAGAAACUCAGUGGGUCGCAACCCAUCUGCUUUGUGUAUGUAUACAUUGGCAUCACCUGAGCAUCUUUAAAAAAAAAUACUUGUGUGCAGGGCUUCCCUGGUGGCGCAGUGGUUGAGAGUCCGCCUGCCGAUGCAGGGGACCCGGGUUCGUGCCCCGGUCUGGGAAGAUCCCACAUGCCGCGGAGCGGCUGGGCCCGUGGGCCAUGGCCGCUGGGCUUGCGCAUCUGGAGCCUGUGCUCCGCAGCGGGAGAGGCCGCAGCGGUGAGAGGCCCGCAUAUCGCAAAAAAAAAAAAAAAAAAAAUUUGUGUCUGGGCUUCACCCAAAGAUUGUGUCUGGUCUGGGGUACAGCCUGGGUACUGGGACUUUUUAAAACUCUGGCUGCCCGUUAGAGUCAUGUAGGGAGUUUUUUAAAACACUGUUGUCAAGGCUCCUUUCUAGACCAAGUAAAUCAAAAUGUCUGAAAGUGAGACCCAUGCAUGGGUCAUUUUUAGAAAGCUCCCUCCCUGGGAUAGUCUAAUGUUUAAACAGGUUGAGAACUACUAAAUAAGAAUAUCCGUACACAAAUGUCAAAUCAUUGUGUUGUACUCCUGAAACUAAUGUUGUAUGUCAAUAAAAAAAAGAUAAAAAAGAAAAGAAUAUCCUAUACCUAAAAGUCUCAAAAGAGUGGGAAUUUUCAUUUUUAUGCAGACAACUAUUAGCAGCAGUGCCGUAUGCUGUCUUUAUGGAUGGAUAGCUUCUGGUAAUUAUACAGUCUUACAGCUACAUCACUUACCAGAUCAUUCCUGCGGCAGUUUUUUGUGCAGCCUCUUUACUCCUACAGCUGUUCUAACAUGCCUCUUUUCUCUUUUCCUGGAGAUUCAUCCUCAUGACAUACUUUGAGGCAAAAAUACUCAUUGGAGCCAUUUGGGGUUUGGUAGAAUCACCACAUCAGUAACAGUUUGGGGACAUACUGCUUCACAAUCCUUUGUUUGAAAACCUAGAGCUAGUUGUGUUUUGGAAUCAAAAUUUUUCAGAUUUUAGAAAAAUGAUAGGGUACUUAUAAAAUAUUUUACUUAAAAAUCCCAAAAGAGGGCUUCCCUGGUGGCGCAGUGGUUGAGAAUCUGCCUGCUAAUUCAGGGGACACGGGUUCGCGCCCUGGUCUGGGAGGAUCCCACAUGCCACCGAGCAACUAGUCCUGUGAGCCAAAACUACUGAGCCUGCGCGUCGAGCCUGUGCUCCACAACAAGAGAGGCCGCGAUAGUGAGAGGCCCGCGCACCGUGAUGAAGAGUGGCCCCCGCUUGCCACAACUACAGAAAGUCCUCGCACAGAAAUGAAGACCCAACACAGCAAAAAUAAAUAAAAUUAAUUAAUAAACUCCUACCCCCAACAUCUUCUUUAAAAAGAAAACAAAACAAACAAAAAUUCCCCAAAGAGUCUAGGAUGGCACCCAUUAUCAAAUACACUAAUAUUUCUGUGGUGAGUAUAUGAAUACCACCAGUAAGUGUGUUAACUAAAGACUAUGAGAGCCUCAGAUCAGGUCAGAUCAGUUUUUGUUGCAGAAUUUAGGAAGAAACUUUCUGUUUUCAGAGCAUUUUUGGAUAUGAUAACUGUAGAUUUUUUUUUAAUUAAACACUUUUUAAAAAAACUUAUAUGUAUCUUACUGAAACAGUAAACAGUUUGUGUAAAAAACACUUUUCAUGGAAAGAGCUCCAUGUAGCUAUAUAAUAAAAUAAUAUGUACUACUGCCUACCUAGGCAGCUUACAGGCAUAUAUACUACUUCUUGCUAUACUGUCACACAGGAGAAAAGAGCAAGGUGUAUGUGGCUCAGGGCAGCUCCCGAAGGAGAUCUUUGAAGACUUGUCAAAUGGAGCCAGCAGAACAGUGAACUGCUACAACAGGUCAUUCCAUUCCUAGCUUUUCUCAUUACUUGAGUUAUCUAUGCCUCAGCCUAGGGGCAUAUGUCUCUUUCUUAUGUCUAGCUGCUUUACAUGUAGGAUGCUGGCUUCAGAAGUGCCAACCUCAUCCCAAUUAGGUAGAGGCCUAGUAUAGAGAAAAAUCAUGUGCGGUGACAUAUUGCAGACUUUGCCACAUGCCUGCAAUAUGAACAGCUGCCUCAUGUUUGCACAGUGGGUGACCUGGAGCCCCCAUCAUCUCAUGUUCCUGAUGCCAUCGCAACGAGAAAAGACUGUACUUAGCUACCAAAUCCCAGGUGGCUUGCACUUGGUUUAAACAUGAAAACACAAUUAUGCAGCUUAACUAUGGAGUACUGUUGCUAUAACUCCAAGUGGAACAUUUGGAAACCGACCUGAACAUUUUUAAAAUAUGUAGGUGUUUAAUAUAUGUUUGUUCGUUAAGUUGUUUGACGCUAAUCAGUUCUCCCUUUAAGAAUCACUGAAAGGGCCUCCCUGGUGGCGCAGGUGGUUGAGAGUCCGCCUGCCGAUGCAGGGGAUGCGGGUUCGUGCCCCGGUCUGGGAGGAUCCCAUAUGCCGCAGAGCAGCUGAGCCUGCGCGUCCGGAGCCUGUGCUCCGCGAAGGGGGAGGCCACAACAGUGAGAGGCCCGCAUACCGCAAAAA